AAAGGGGAUGUCAUUAGGAGGAGGAGAGAGAGCACACCUUCCAUGAUUGUUUUUUUAAGGAGCUAAAUUAAAACUUAGUCAAGUAAAACAGAGAGAAAAAGAAAGAAAAAGUAUUGGACUCCACCAUGAUCUGACUGUUACCUGCGACAGAAUUCAAUCAGACCUUUACAGGCGUCAUCCACCUGCUCUCUCGCUUCCUGCACUUAUUCAAAUGGAGUAUGGCAAGGAAUCACCCCCUCCUCCUUACGACUCUAUCAAUAGUCAGCCCCCCUAUAAGCCUUACGAUGGGCUGAACCACCCACGCUACAUUCCCCAGUAUCCACCACCUGUUGUUGGCCAACAAGUAAUACUGGAGUCUAUACCUCCCAAAACGAAGAAGAACGGUUGCGAGAAUAAUCCACAGUGUUACAAGGCGUGGAUUGCAGCUGCGGUGGUGCUCAUUCUGCUGGGAGCUGGCAUCUGGCUUGGAGUUUAUUAUGGUACAAGAUCAGAAGAAAGUUCUCACCAUGAAGAUGACAAAUAUAAACCGCCGGACAAUCCAUCUGUGUCAGUGAGUGACAACUGCCCCAACACUACUGUCCAGUGUGACGGCAUAGAUGACUGUGAACUGGGCUCUGAUGAAACUAAAUGUGUGAAGUUUGGUACCGACAACAGGCUGCUGGUCAAGACAGUACAAAACACUGCCUUUUUACCAGUGUGUUACGAUGGCUGGUCCAAGAAAAAUGCAGAUGAGGUCUGCAGACAGAUCGGAUUCCUUGGGUCUUUUGACAGCAAGCCAGUUUCUUCAGAGAAUUCUAACGCUUUAGAAUUGAACAACCAAUCAUCUUCACCUAUCCAGAGUCGGGUCAAUGUUAGUUCUUCCUGCCCAAAUUCACAAAUUGUUUCCCUGAAUUGUAUUGAUUGUGGUAAGCGGUCUUCCACAUCCAGGAUUAUUGGGGGCACCAUAGCUAAGGCAGGACAGUGGCCAUGGCAGUUAUCACUGCACUACAGAGGAUCCCAUGUUUGUGGGGCGGUCCUGAUCUCAUCUGAGUUUGUCUUGACAGCAGCCCACUGCUUCCCAAGCUCUAUGGGUACCACUCCAAGCUACUGGAAAGUGUAUGGUGGAACCGUGUCUUUGAACCAGCUUCCUUCUCCUUACUCGGUUAAGAAAAUCAUUCUCAACAACAAUUACGACAGCAAAACUAACGAUCAAGACAUAGCUCUAAUCCAACUCACAUCACCAGUUACUCUCAGUGAUAACGUUCAACCAGCUUGCCUGCCACUUUCUGAAUUUCCGACAACCAGCUGUUGGACCACAGGUUUUGGCACCACUUCUGAAGGUUCUGGUGCUGUUUCCACUAACCUAAUGGAAGUGAAUGUGGACAUCAUCAGCAAUGAUGUGUGCAACAGUCGUGCAGUGUAUGGAGGUGCAGUGACCGACAACAUGCUCUGUGCUGGAAACCUGAGCGGAGGCAAAGAUUCUUGUCAGGGUGACAGUGGAGGUCCGCUGGUGUGCCAGGUAGGUGAUCACUGGCACGUGGUGGGCCUCACCAGCUGGGGGGCUGGCUGUGGUAGAGAAAACAAGCCUGGUGUGUACACAAACGUCAACAGCCUCUUACCUUGGAUCUACGCCGAAAUGAAGAACGCUAUGCCAUAAUGUCACCCUGAGCCCAGCGAUGCUUAACUUUUUAACAGACAUCUGGAUUGUCAUUGCAUGACAGCAGAAUGCACAGAAGAAUGGAUUCAGUCUGUUGCACUCAGGAAAAUAUCAAUUUGUCCUUACACAAUUGACAAUUUGCACAAGUUAAAGCAUAAAUAUGAUUUUGAAUAUACAAAACAUAAUGGUGAUUAUUUGUAUUCAUUCAAAUAUUGCACUUUACCUUAAACGAUCAAUUUGCUGAUUAAAAGCUGACUAACCUUGUUGAAGUAAUACACAAUCAACUGUGAUCCUCUGAAUCUGAAUAUUCUUCCAAAAUUGAAUGAUUUGGUGUAUUUUCUCUGGGAUAAUUCACUUCACUGAUGACGUGUUUAUUUAACAACAAUAAAAAUAUAUAUAUGUUUUUUUUCUGAAUAAACAAUCUAUGAACACUG
Messenger RNA from Oryzias melastigma (Indian medaka), 2070 nucleotides. It is a transcript of the gene tmprss13a, whose product is annotated as transmembrane serine protease 13a. Gene Ontology annotation, molecular function: serine-type endopeptidase activity; protein binding. Gene Ontology annotation, cellular component: membrane. Gene Ontology annotation, biological process: proteolysis. Lineage: Eukaryota; Metazoa; Chordata; Actinopteri; Beloniformes; Adrianichthyidae. The transcript has 13 exons. Bases 212 to 1636 code for a protein of 474 amino acids. The record is from RefSeq and is a predicted model, not a curated record.